Molecule: messenger RNA, 384 nt
Organism: Haemonchus placei
Lineage: Eukaryota; Metazoa; Nematoda; Chromadorea; Rhabditida; Trichostrongylidae
Source: the annotation of a GenBank genome assembly
AUGUCGAGGAUUCUACAUUUUUCCGUCGUCGUGGCUGCAGUCCUGGCGAAGUUGCAGAAUGUCACCGUAAAAAUCGGAGAGAUCACUUGUGGUGACGAUGACUAUCUCGAAAAACUGAAGCUUCAAGUCUGGGAUAAGGAUAUCCUGAAAGAUGAUUUGCUGGGUGAGAUGUACUUCAACGUGACACAUCCUCCACAGAAUAUCUCAUUUGUCGCAAGUGAAGACGAAUUCCUCACACUGUCACCCUAUCUGAUUCUUGAGCACACCUGCAAUGGAAGUUGUGUUCGCUCUCGAGUGAAUAUUCCCAAGGAAUACGUUGGAGGAGUUUAUGAAAACAGUCGGAUAGAUCUGAAUCGAACAUUUGACGAAACGAAACCAUGUUGA